Selaginella moellendorffii is the source of this 1531-nucleotide messenger RNA. RefSeq lists its product as uncharacterized. Gene Ontology annotation, biological process: proteasome-mediated ubiquitin-dependent protein catabolic process; regulation of proteolysis. Bases 31 to 1281 code for a protein of 416 amino acids. Gene Ontology annotation, molecular function: ubiquitin protein ligase binding. Gene Ontology annotation, cellular component: cytoplasm. NCBI's taxonomy places the organism in Eukaryota, Viridiplantae, Streptophyta, Lycopodiopsida, Selaginellales, Selaginellaceae. The transcript has 6 exons. The record is from RefSeq and is a predicted model, not a curated record.
UUUGCGAGGGCUUCGUUGUACGGCGUGGCAAUGGCGGACGAGCGCCUGGAGCCGGUGCCAAGGCUCUUGGAAGGAGAUCAAGCGCUACCGAUCGCGGAUCCUCAGGAGCUCCCGCCGAAGCUGGAAUCUUUGGAGUCCGUGGAUUUGUCGGGGUCGCUUGGGAAAGAAUCUUUGCUAUCGGCUGGGGCGGCGGCUUCUUCCCCAAGAUCGAGCGCCAGUGCUGCGAGUCCUCGUCUCGAUCAGGUGAAGCCCUCGGUAGAAGUUGUAGGACUGUCGGAUGAUGCAGGGCAUGAUCUGCGGCUGGAUCAAGCCACAUUCUUUCGCUGCGUAGAGGAUGGGAAUGUCACGGCCUUGGAAGGGUUGCUUAAGAACAGGAAGCUGGAUGUCAAUGCCUACAAUGAUGAUGGAAUGACUGCAUUGCAUCUAGCAGUGUACAAAUACGAGCAAUCUCGGAACUUGGAAAUGGUUGACCUUCUUAUCAAGCAUGGAGCGAGUGUUUGUGCCAAGGCUGCUGGUACUCCAGCCACCCAUCGGAUUUCUAUCAUCCGUCACGACGUCAAGCACACAGGUGUUUUGGAAACAAGGAAAGUAGAUUUUCAUCAAAAACCACCAUUGUUGGUCGUGUUGGAGCUCAAGUCGUCGCUCUAUCUGAAAGGAUGGGAGUAUCGUCACUGGGACUCGAUGCUCAAGCUACUGGCGGAAGCAACCAUUAGACACUACGUUGCUAACAAUGUGAAAGAACCUACGGUUCAUGAGAACGCCAUUCCAGAAAUCAUACAAAAAAACUGGAAGAGCGUGUUUCAUAGCGGAAAACAUGAGACGAUCGAGCUUUGGGCAGAAGGGAGGCAUAUCGAAGCAUUAAAACUUCUUUUGUCUGGCGCAUCCAAGAUAUUGAAACUUAACAUCGAAAGCAACUCCUCCAGGAUCGACAUGAAAGAUGCAUCCUUCAACAUUGUGAAAGCGAUGGUCGAGUUCCUUUACACGGGUCAUUUGGAUGCAUCCUUGAUAGAGCAGCGAGGUAUUGAUCUGUUCGUGGCUGCUCACAAGUAUGGUGUCGAUGUACUUAAGUUGCGGUCUGAAGCUGCCAUAGUCGCCACUCCUGAUAACUGGAUUAAACUCUUGUCUGUAGCCACGGAGUGCAACUCCGAUGUUCUUGCCUGGAAGUGUGCUACUUCGAUCAAGAACCUCAUGGACACGAGACAGGACCGCGGACAUACGUUGAGGCACAGCUUCUCAGAAUCACACGAGGCACCGCAGCAGCUCUUUCAGCCAUCGGCUUGACAAAAUGCUAAACGCUAUAGCACUUCCUGUAAGUAGCUUCCUUAGUUCUUCUAAGUAACUCUUCUUGGAAGUCUUUGAGAACAGUGCCAGAAAUCUUUAAAGGUCGAGGAAAGUAUUGUCUAUGGUGGUGUUUCGACGCUUUCGUGGAGCGAUUUUUUCGACACAAAGAAGUAAUGUCACUGUAACGCUUUCGUGUGCAGCAUUGUCAAUGUAGUAGCGCUUCUUUCAACGCUUCGAUUGGAGCGAGUCU